AAGUUUUAAAGAUAUCCGGCUUAAAAAAGUAUUUCAAAAGACUUCAGUGUCCAAACUAUAACUUCCAAACUAAUUUUACAAAAUGACUAAAACUCAUAUUAACUUUGUGUCUUAUAAACAUAACUUUAAAUGUCACGUUCUGCUACUAUGUGACAUUUUAAAAAGAAAAAAAAAAAAAAACCUUCCACAGUCAUUGUAGUGGUUUUGUCCCACGCCUCCGUCAGGGAAGCGGCCGGGCGCUAGGACCCGGGGCCGCCCUCCUCCAUGCAGCAGCAGGAGUCUGCCGCUCCAAGAGGAGGACCAGAAAUCUGCAGCUCUCCCAGAAUGAAGAGAUCAAAAAUGAUGCUGCUGCUGCCUCCAAACAGGGAUUAAACAAUCCGCCGCCAGUCUGGGGUAAAUCCUUCGCGUCGUCUCUCUUCUGUCUUUAUGUGCAGAUAUUUUCCAAACGGCUCGUGCAGACAUCCGGGAAGGUUAGGGGGUUUUUAUUCUGCAUUUGCUGCAGCAGAGCGAGCCGCUGACAGAUGCUCGCAGUGACUUUCUGUGAGAACUGCAGCGGAUGCAGCGCAGGCCUUUGAUGCGAUCCGUUGUUUUUGUUUCUCACCCUCUGCCGCUCUAGUCUGGAUCUGGUUCUGGGCGCCUCCUCCCCUUCGUCCUCCUCUUCCUCUUCCUCCGGUGCCGGGUGGGUGAAACGCGGAUUUAGGGGGUGGGGGUGGUGGGGGGUGAAACGGGAAGACAUGCCGUCGCUGAGCAUCCACUGACUUGCCCAUCAUGAUGAAGACCGAAUCCACAUCAUCAUCGUCCGCCUCCAAGAGCACCACGCUCCGGAGCCCAUCCCCGCACAGGAACGCCUACGAGGCGGGGAUGCAGGCCCUGAAGCCCGUCAAAGACWGCGCGGCCAACGGGGACGUGCAGGAGGGUCCCCGGGGGCGCAGGUACGGCUCCAACGUGCACCGCAUCAAGAACAUGUUCCAGCAGAUGCAGACCCCCGCCGCGGGCGACGCGGAGGGAGGGGAGGACGCCGGCGCGAAGGGCGCGGAGAGAUCCGUGCGCCUGUCCCUGCCCAGAGCCGGCAGCCUGAACGAGAACGUGGACCACAGCGCGCUCCUGAAGCUCGGCUCCACCGUGUCCGAGCGCGUCAGCAAGUUCGACCCCAAGUCCGAGAACGGGCACCAGCGGGCCUCCUCGCCCAGCUACUCCAAGCUGCAGGAGACCCGCCGCAUCUUCGAGCAGCAGCAGCAGCAGGAGAAGCUGGCCACCACCAGGGUCCUCCUGAAGACCGAGAAGGUCCCGGGCUUCCAGGAUGGCAGGCUGGACAUGGUGUCCCGCUUCAACGGCAGCACUGAGUCCCUGGACAGCCUGGACACCAGUGAAGCSGUGUCCCCCACGGUCAGCCAGCUCAGCGCCGUGUUCGAGAGGGCCGCCGAGCUCCGCAACAACCUCCAUCGCCUCUCCUCGACACCUCCUCUCCCSUCCAGGGGGGUCAGCACCAAGGUGGGGGUGUUGAACUCAAAGAUCAUCACCAAGAGGGUCAGCGCUUUCGCGUCGAGCAACCAAGAGGAGGAGAUGAGCAAUCAGAAGGGCCAGGAGACGCCUCCGAGGGGCCACAGGGGACGGGUGAACCCCCCAUCUGAGGGCAUCAAUGGGGGUCAGGGUGUUGACCCGAACGCCGGACUCUCAGGUCACGAAGACGAGCCGAACGACCACAGAAGAAAAACUGUCUCGGACGCUGGCGUUGAGGCCAAAACAGGAGCGAGCGCUGAGGAGCAYUCGGGGGCCAAGGAGCCCAGCAGUUCAACAGAGAACCUGGAGGACAGAGAACCUGCUYCCGAGWCCCGAAGCUCUCCAAAAACCGAGGAGARGCUCAGGCAGGAGGGAGAUGCUGCUGAGGAGGAGGAGGAGGACAGGACUCUGGACACGUCUGUGGACAUCAGCACCUACAGCGCGGCGGGGGACGACUACGGAGACAACCAGAAGCUGGAGGAGGACUACGAGGAGCAGUACGAGCCCGAGUCCAGCUGCGUGGAGAUUCCUGGGCUGGCUGUGGAAGAGGAGCCCCCUCCUGCGAGGAAGAUCCGCUUCAGCACAGAGCCCAUCAAGGUGUUUGCCACCUACCCCAACGAGGACUACGAUAGGCGCAAUGAAGACGUGGACCCCAUGGCAGCGUCGGCGGAGUAUGAGCUGGAGAAGAGGGUGGAGAGGCUGGAACUGUUCCCCGUGGAGCUGGAGAAAGACGGCGACGGUCUGGGCAUCAGCAUCAUUGGGAUGGGCGCGGGGGCCGACAUGGGGCUGGAGAAGCUGGGCAUCUUCGUGAAGACGGUGACCGACGGAGGAGCGGCUCACAGAGACGGCAGGAUCCAGGUGAACGAUCUGAUUGUGGAGGUGGACGGCACCAGUUUGGUGGGAGUCACCCAGAGCUUCGCUGCCUCCGUACUCAGGAACACCUCAGGGACUGUCAAGUUCGUGAUUGGCCGGGAGAAGCCGGGCGAGCAGAGCGAAGUGGCCCAGCUCAUCCAGCAGACGCUGGAGCAGGAGCGCUGGCAGCGAGAGAUGAUGGAGCAGCGCUACAACCAGUACAUGGACGAACAGGAG
This is a messenger RNA of Austrofundulus limnaeus, 2589 nucleotides long. Its product is annotated as neurabin-2. The record is from RefSeq and is a predicted model, not a curated record. Lineage: Eukaryota; Metazoa; Chordata; Actinopteri; Cyprinodontiformes; Rivulidae. Gene Ontology annotation, molecular function: actin filament binding. Gene Ontology annotation, cellular component: actin cytoskeleton; cytoplasm; postsynaptic density. Gene Ontology annotation, biological process: neuron projection development; actin filament organization; calcium-mediated signaling.